AUGUGGGAGGACGUGGUGGAGCUGAGGUGGCUGGAGCACUACGUACCGUGGCGCACGGCCCACCUGUGGGUGGCCGACCACCCCGAGGUGCCCGUGCUCCUGAGCGUGGCCUACCUCGUCGGCGUGUUCAGCAUCAAGCACGCCAUGCGCGACCGCCCGGCCUUCGAGCUCAAGACGCCGCUCCUCCUCUGGAAUGUGCUGCUCGCCGUCUUCUCCCUCUUCGGCUCCCUCGCCACCGUGCCCCACAUCAUCCGCGUCGUCCGCCAGCACGGCAUCACCUACGACAUGUGCACCUUUGACUCAGAGAGUAUGAACCCGUGGAUUUUGCUGUUCGGGCUGAGCAAGAUCCCAGAGCUGCUGGACACGUUCUUCAUCGUGCUGCGCAAGCGGCCGCUCAUCUUCCUGCACUACUACCACCACGUGGUCACGCUCCUCUACUGCUGGCACGGGCUCGGGCUGCAGGCGCCCAACGGCGGCUGGUUCGCGGCGAUGAACCUGGUGAUCCACACCCUCAUGUACGCCUACUACGCGGCGUGCGCCUACGGCGUCCGCUUUGGCGUGGCGACGCGCCAGUCGAUCACCACCCUGCAGAUCCUGCAGAUGGUGCUGGGCAUCGCCAUCGUGGUGCACAACCUGGUGGCCUGCAACACGCUCCCGACCAACUACAUCUUUGGCCUCGUCAUGUACGUCAGCUACGUCGUGCUCUUCACCAAGCUCUACAUCGACUCCUACGUCAAGAAGGCGAACAGGCGGACGAAGCAACCCACGACCGCGGCCGACCCCACCAGGAAGACCAAGAAGGCAGACUAA
This is a messenger RNA of Acanthamoeba castellanii str. Neff, 810 nucleotides long. RefSeq names its product fatty acid elongase. The record is from RefSeq and is a predicted model, not a curated record. Gene Ontology annotation, cellular component: endoplasmic reticulum membrane. The transcript is spliced from 2 exons. Gene Ontology annotation, biological process: fatty acid elongation, saturated fatty acid; very long-chain fatty acid biosynthetic process; fatty acid elongation, polyunsaturated fatty acid. Gene Ontology annotation, molecular function: fatty acid elongase activity. NCBI's taxonomy places the organism in Eukaryota, Discosea, Longamoebia, Acanthamoebidae. The coding region runs from base 1 to 810 and encodes 269 amino acids.